AUGAACCCGUUAGCUGCUCAUGCGCUGCUAGCAGCCGCCUUCCCCUGCCCGCUCGUAGUCACCACUACUCCGGAUGUCGAACUUGGCACUAGCACAGCUCCCGAGCGGCGUCCCUGCUGGAUCCAAUGCCUUCAGGGCAGUGCUGAGAUAGAAAUCUACGCUUCGGUUCCCUGUCUUCGAGGCGUCCACUACCGCCCGUUCUCCAGCUUCCUCCAGCCUCCUCUCGCGGGCGUCGCGGCGCCGCCGUCCCUGCUCCCGCCCGAGGCUCGACGACGCCCGGGGCUCGCCACGCCACCAGGUCAUUCUGCUCUGCCAGACUUCGCCGGAAAUCCGAGGAGGGCUGCGGCACGGCGGACGCUACGGUGCGCGAGGCUGUGGUGCAGCGAUCGCGCAUGA
This is a messenger RNA of Miscanthus lutarioriparius, 396 nucleotides long. Lineage: Eukaryota; Viridiplantae; Streptophyta; Magnoliopsida; Poales; Poaceae. The record is from the annotation of a GenBank genome assembly.